This is a messenger RNA of Ostrinia nubilalis (European corn borer), 5611 nucleotides long. RefSeq names its product pyrokinin-1 receptor-like (gene Pbanr). The transcript is spliced from 6 exons. The record is from RefSeq and is a predicted model, not a curated record. Gene Ontology annotation, biological process: neuropeptide signaling pathway. Bases 138 to 1568 code for a protein of 476 amino acids. NCBI's taxonomy places the organism in Eukaryota, Metazoa, Arthropoda, Insecta, Lepidoptera, Crambidae. Gene Ontology annotation, molecular function: neuropeptide receptor activity. Gene Ontology annotation, cellular component: plasma membrane.
CCGCAGCGCUGCCGUGCGGACGCGAGUGUGACGAACCGGCAAAACUUUGCAACUCGUGAUUAUUGUUCUUAUGUGCACAAACUGGAUUUUUGUGAAAUGUUGAUCGAUUGGAAACACCACAAUUUUUAUAUGGUGUGAUGGCGCCGCCUAGCAAGGCCAUGGAGUGGAACAGCUCGUUUGACAUGCUGAUGGCAAAUGUCACGAAUGCAUCCGACUCGCGGAGCUAUGCUUACGCUGAGCCGGACUCCCUGGACCUUUUGGUCCCGCUCAGCGUCACUUACAUCAUCAUCUUCGUGGCCGGCAUCCUCGGGAACAUCAGCACAUGCGUGGUGAUUGCAAGGAAUCGAUCCAUGCACACCGCCACAAACUUCUACCUCUUCAGUCUGGCCAUAUCGGACCUCCUACUCCUCGUGUGUGGUCUUCCGAUCGAGUUCCACCGAAUGUGGAACCCGUCCACAUACCCGCUCGGCGAAGCUCACUGCAUAGCGCUGGGGCUCGCGUCAGAAACGUCAGCGAACGCGACCGUUCUGACAAUCACGGCCUUCACCGUCGAGCGAUACAUCGCCAUAUGUCGUCCGUUCAUGUCACACACCAUGUCAAAGCUGUCACGCGCUGUCCGUUUCAUCGUCGCGAUAUGGGUGUGUGCUCUGUGCACCGCGAUCCCGCAGGCCAUGCAGUUUGGCAUAGUGACACAAAUAGACAACGGGCAAACAACUAUAGUGUGUACUGUGAAGGGUCAGGGAGUGCAUCAAGUGUUUAUUAUAUCUAGUUUUAUAUUUUUUGUGGUGCCUAUGUCUGUGAUUUGUGUGUUGUAUGCGUUGAUAGGGAUUAAGUUGCGUACAUCGCGGGUUUUGCACCCGAUUAAGAAGCUUUCAAUGGAGAGCAGCGAGCGAUGCAGCAUGAGCACGCGCUACAGAAGCGGCACCUCGCAGCGAAGAGUCAUUAGGAUGUUAGUGGCAGUAGCGCUGUCAUUUUUCGUGUGCUGGGCGCCUUUCCACGUGCAGCGACUUCUCGCCAUCUACGGGAAGAGCAUGGAGAGGCCUUCAGAAACUUUUUAUCUGGUGUACAUAGUGCUGACGUUUCUAUCUGGGGUGCUGUACUUCCUGUCCACCGCCAUCAACCCCAUCCUCUACAACAUCAUGUCGAACAAAUUCAGAAAUGCGUUCAAGAUGACACUAACGAACUGGUGCGGACGGAGUAGCGCUCCCCGCGUGGGACGGACGUACAGCGCGUUGCUAGCGUCGCAGCGACAACGCAACGGCAUCGCCAACUCCGAGCCGGGGAUGCGGCGCCUGCGCCGACUGUCCACCGCUACCACGCAGCUGUGCGACGCGCCGCCCAGAGCCAAGUGCUUCAAUGGUCGUGAGCUGCCAGCCGUGAGCGAGUCUCCGAGCGGGAACAGCUGGGCGCGCGCCUGGCGCCUCCGCCUCAACGAACCUUCGGACUCCGCCGCUUCCCCACCCAGCAUCUCCAAUUCCAGCCUCAGGGACGUCGACGAGGAACUCACGGGCGAAGAACUAGCCACCUACAUGUACCAGGUCAACUGCAACCUAGGCAAACUCACCUGAGUCACGAGCGUGUAACUGCUGACGCAGUUCGGACCAUAUCUGAAGGCUGAUAAAGUGCACUUUAGAAGUCACUAGUUAUCGUGGUAGAGUAGUUCAGUGGUUCUCGCUUUACGGGUCGAAUUUAAUUAAGAUUGAAAUGUGAAGUCAAUAGAUCAAAACAAUAAAAUAAUGCUUAUAGAACUCUGUGUUGUCUUUAACUGCCAAGAAACGAGAUAAGUAACAGAACAUCUAUUGUUUUGGGUCACCGGUGCCUCGUGGCACUAAGACAAUAAGAUGGAAAAUUAUUUCGUUACAUUGUAAACGAUUUUUGUUCCAGUAUUUCAUUUGAGUAAAAGCACAAUUAUGUAUUAUUUUAUUUGCACACCUGUGAAGUUAUAACAUUAUAAUGUUUCAUGUUUCCUACGCAUUUUAAUGCUAGAAUGUAACAAAAUGUUUUAUUAUUGAGAUUUCUUUGGACUCUGCGUCAGGUUUACCGGUGAAUUGGGUAAAGAGCUUAUUACAAAAAGUCUGUAAUUUUAUUACAACAAAACAAUUUGGCAGGCCUAAAUGAUGUUUCAUUAUUUGUUGAAUUUAUGAAAGGACUUGUUUGCCGUAUUUUGUUUCGAUGUCUGUUUGCGUAGAACUGAAUCAAAAUGUUACUGUGAAAAUAGUGUUGUAAUAAAAUUUUACUGCACUAGAAAAAAACACAUCCAUAAAGCCAUGCUUUCAAACAAUAAAUUAUAAUACAAUUGAACGUUGACUUAUUUGUAAGAAUUUUGAUGGUGUAAAUAAUGUACAAUUGAAAAAUGUGAUGUAAAUACUUAGCUAGAAAUGUCGCAGUCAUAUUGAAAAAUCCAUUAGUGUCGUUGAUAGUUGAGUCAAAACAAAAAAAAAAUACAGUUACCGUUACCGUUUCUAUACUAACAUCGAGCAAUAAAAACAUUUGAAUUUUAAAGCUCUAUUUGGGACUUGUACUGAAAUAAAUGUGCAGACAUUUUAUGGUUUUUACCAGCGUUGCCAGUUUUUUUUUUCGCCAAGUCGGGACUUUGGUACUUUUUGAGUGAAAAUAGCGGGAUUCUUCCGUCAGAAGCGGGACAUAGUAAAAAAACGUAUACAAUCAAAGGUUUUCAAAUAUUUAUCCUUUUAUUUGACUUAAAAUUACGUUUACGUGACAAUAGAUAGCAAAAGUAGCCAUAGAAAAUGUAUUUUAACAAAAAAAUAAUAUUUUAAAUCAGAUUUACUCUAUCGUUAAAUUCGUCUUUACAAUAAAAAAAGAAAAAAAACAAAAAUCGAAAUAAAAAAAUUAUUCUUUAGAAUAAUAUGGAGUUUCAAACAAUAGUCUGGUGAAGUGAGUGUCUCUCUCCGAAAAGCGGGACAGAGCCUGUCCCGCGCGGGACAUUUAAAUUUGAUUUAAAAAUCGGGACGUCCCGCCAAAAUCGGGACGUCUGGCAACGCUGGUUUUUACUGUGAAUAUAUUUUGAUGUCAACUGUACGCGUCGCGGAGCUUUUUAUGUAGGUACUAAGCACUAGCGAGUUAUUGGCUUUAUUGGAAAAGAACUAUGUCCCAGACUGGGGUCAACAUCCAAAUUACUGUCAGAUACACUUUUUUCAUUUAAAGUAAGAAUUACACUUAGUUUCAAAUAUUAUUUUGGUCCACCUUAGGAAUGCGAUUGGAGACCACUCAGAUGUCAAAAUAGAUUUAUAUUGACGUAAAGUCCUCCAGCGCAUUAAUGGUCAAUUUUAAGCCAAAUUAUAACUUUCAAGGUUUUUGUUUUCGUAUUAAAAUUUGUAUUUUUUAUUUGUGCUCAUGUAAUCCUUAAUUAAUUGGCUAUAAGCUAGUUUCCUGAGGGAAUUUGGCAACGUUUUAGCGAUUUAAUUAUUGUGUCCUUGGUCAAUAGGCCUGUCUCCAGGCUAGGACCCUAAGGCUGGGUUGCACCAUCUUACUUUAACUUUCACGAACGUCAAAAAUCUGUCAAACUCCAUACAAAAUACACCGGUUAUCGUUAUACUUACGGUCAAAGUUAGGUGGUGCAACUCAGCCUAAGUGAACCAAACAAAGUGAUUGCGUCCAAUCAAACUGUAAUGAAAUACGUACACGCGAGCCAUAGAGAGGAAAAAGUCUAAUAAAAAUGGAUAUUCUUAAUGCUACAAUGUCCGUAUGAUACAAUAAUAAAAUCUCAACAUUCACUAUUAUACUAAAUAGGUAGGAUAGUGUUAUAAUGUGUGACGGUAUUUGAUAGUCGAUUUGAAUGUGCCUGCGACAGCUAUUGACUUUUUAUUGUAUAAGUAUGUGCUAGGCACAGUAAGGUAAAUUAAGAUGAUACUAUAAUUAGGGUAAAGGUGUACAGAAAUAUUUAUUAUGUUAAUUACCGUGUUGUUGCUGUAAUGUAUGUAUAUAUUGAAACGUUAAUGUUGCUGAUAUUUGGAUACCAAUGUAGAGUUAUGUGCUCAUUUAAAGUGCAGGCCCCACCACGAACAGGCCAAGGUGAAUUAGUUGAUAUUAUUGCGCGGGUUUAUCAAAUUAUAUACCAGCUAGGUAGUUAACGUGUAAAUAUGCUGUGUUUAUUCAUUGCACAAUAAAAAAAAAGUUCAAAACACUUCGAGUCACAGACUCAUGUUUCAAAAGUACGAUUCGAAAAAGAUUUGAUUUCAAACUCAAGCAGAAACUGUGGUAAGUUAAUUUUCAAUAUUUGAACGAAUCUAUUGUAUAUUUUUGACUGUGACCUAAAUAAGUGUCGUAUAUUGAACAAUAAUAGGGAUAUAAGUAGGAUUAUGUUACGUAAGUUUUUCAAAAUGUAUCAUCGUUCCAAAAUGUUAAACAGGAGUUUGUCGAAACGCAAUUACUAUUUAUUUUAAAUGGUUUGAAGUAAUAAAACAUGUAGAUAAUAUGAAACGACACUGAAAUGUAUCUAAAUUUCGAGAAUAAAUUGGUAAAUAUUGACAUUUAAUCAAUCACAGUCUGAAUCUAUGCUUGAGUUUGAUCGAGUUUUGUGCGUCGUCUCAAUUUUGUCAAACACAUUCAAGUGAAAAUAGACCUUAUUCAGGUCACGUUUAGUUUUGCAAUCUUGGUAAUUUUUUGGUCGGCGAAUAUCAUUUUAAUUUAUCAAGACUUAUCUUGAAAAGUUUGCGAUGUGGCCUACACUUUAUUGCCUGUUAGGCACUGAAAAUUUGAUUUGAAUAUGAAUGAAAUGAAGGGCUCCAUUAGAGGAGACCCUAAAGGGUGAUGUUUAAGGGUGAUUAUUAUUCAUUUAUCUUAUGUAGAUUAGAGCUAUUCAAUGUCUGCAUUUUUUGCUAAAGUCUGCGGUUUGUUGUGAUCUACUUGUUAUCUAUACUUAUAAUAAAUCUGUAGAGAGGUCAAUUCUGUACAUGAAAUAUAUUUUCAAAAUAACUAUCAGGGGGUGAUUAGUGAUCGAUACUGAUGCCAAAAAUGCAAUCAGUAAAAUUUUUGUCUGUCUGUCUGUCUGUCUGUCUGUCUGUCUGUCUGUCUGUCUGUCUGUCUGUCUGUAUGUUCCUUAUAGAAACAAAAACUACUCGACGGAUUUUAACGAAACUUGGUACAAUUAUUCUUCAUACUCCUGGGCAGGUUAUAGGAUACUUAGGAAUUCCCACGGGAACGGGCAUUAGCGGGAAAAUCCUUUUGUAUGAAAAAUCUAAACCGCUUAAGUUAGACGCUUGAAAUUUGGCAAGCAGGUACCUUAGUAAACUUAAAGCUUAGUUAUAACAGGAUAUUGCAAAAUUCCUACGGGAACGGGAAUUAGCGAGAAAAAACAUUUGUAUGAAAAAAUCUAAGCCACGUAACAUAGACGCUUGAAAUUUGGCAUGCAGGUACCUUAAUAAACUUAAAGCUUAGUUACAACAGGAUAUUGCAAAAUUCCCACGGGAACUGGAAUUAGCGGGAAAUUCCUUUUGUAUGACUGACUCACUGACAUACCCACGCACAGCCUAAACGGCUAAACAUAGGCACUUGAAAUUUAUAAGGGACGUAGCUUAGGUACCGUAGAGGUGCACUAAGAAAAGAAUUCCCGAAAUUCCCACAGGAACAGGAAUUACCGGGAAAAUCCUUU